GAUGUCUUAGAAGAUACCUUAGAAGAUGUCUUAGAGAAUAAAUCUACAAUAAUAUUUGAUUCAAGUUCUUCUUCAGAAACGGAAUUUGCACAAUUUUGGUCAGUAUAUUCUUCUUCACUUGGAUCAAAAUGUGAAGCAGCAUUAUUAAUUA
Molecule: messenger RNA, 151 nt
Organism: Racocetra fulgida
Lineage: Eukaryota; Fungi; Glomeromycota; Glomeromycetes; Diversisporales; Gigasporaceae
Source: the annotation of a GenBank genome assembly